CUGACUUGCCGCCGGUCUCUGGACGUCUCCGACGGUCGGUCGUAUUGCAGACACCGAAGCGCUGGAUUCAAGUGUGUGACCCUAUUCUCCGUGGCUCUGGCAGUGUCACUUCUUCCAGACUGCAGGAGAUGGGCCGUAGUCUUUAUGGCUGACGGAUCGGUCCACACCGAUCACAUGACAAGAUGCUGGCUCGUAACCGCUUCCUCCUCCUCGUGGUGGUGGGCGGGGCAGCGCUGGCCAUCCUCAGCCUGAGCCUCCAGUUCUUGAACUUGAUCCCCACCACACCCAUAGUGGAGGAGCGCCCUUUCCAUGCUGCAGAUGGAGGUGCCGGGGUGGCUCUGGGGAAGAGCAGAAAGCGAGUGUUCCCGCUGCCUCACACCCAGGAGCCCAACCCUGUAUUUGAGGCUUAUGGUUACUGCAACAAUCCCAACCACACUGAACAGGCCUGGGAGGGUCACAGUCCUGCUGACUACAAGCUGCUUUCUGUCCAUGUGAUGAUUCGCCACGGUGAUCGCUAUCCACUUUAUUCCAUUCCCAAGACCAAGCGACCCACCAUUGACUGCACCCUGUCCAGUAGCAGGAAGCCCUCCCACCCCCUGCUGGACUCCUUCAUCCAUCACAUGGGCCUGGGGGGCCGUGGCCACUGGGAGUCACCUCUGGCCUCUGUUCCUCGUCUGCCCAACCACAGUGCCUGUGAGAUGGGAGAACUCACUCAGACGGGUGUGGUGCAACACCUUCGUAAUGGGCAGCUCCUCCACCAUGCCUACAAAGAGCACAACCUCCUCCCUUCUGAUUGGUCACCCCGCCAGAUUUGGGUGGAGACCACAGGUAAGAGUCGCACUCUUCAGAGCGGGCUGGCCUUCAUCUAUGGUUUCCUCCCAGACUUUGAUUGGACGAAGAUGAAUGUGCAUCACCAGUGGAGCACGUUGUUCUGCGGCUCGGCCUGCGACUGCCCUGCCAGGAACAGGUACCUGGAGGAGGAGCAGAGGAGGCAGUAUCAGCUGAGAGCGGCCAAUACCGAACUGGAGAGAACUUACAUGGAUAUGGCACAAACUUUAGGUCUGCUUACCCGGCAGCUUCGAGCUGCAAACCCCGUAGAUUCCCUGCUGUGUCACCUGUGCCAUGGCCUUUCAUUCCCAUGUGUUCCCAUGGGGGAGAGUGGCGCUGGUGGAUGCUUGACUAUAGAACAGUUUGCUGUAAUCCGUCGGCAGCAACUGGAGGACGAGGUUGACCGCAGAAGGGCAGGGCUGUACCAUAAAUACGCCAUCCUGGCCAUGUACCCCUACCUCAACCGAACUGCUGCCAAGAUGGAGCGGGUUGCUAAGAGUAGCGAGGCUGGCCGGCAGGCUCGCUCAGGGGCCGAGGAGGUCUUCACCCUCUCUUCGGCCCACGACGUCACAGUGGCCCCGUUGCUGAGCGCCUUAGGUCUCGAGGAAGCCAGGUUCCCUCGUUUUGCUGCAAGAGUUGUCUUUGAACUGUGGAAGAGUCCCCCAGUGACACAAGGCCAAGUAAAAAAGAGAGGUGGAAAAGGUGAGAAGCCAAAGGCGAAAUACGGGGAAGUGUUCAUUCGGGUGCUGUACAACGGCGAGGACGUGACAUUUCACACCACCUUCUGUCGCACCCAAGAACGCCACGUCAGCCAGCCCCUCUGCCCUCUGAAAAAUUUCCUGUCUUUUGUUAGGAAAGACAUGUUCAGCAUUGUCAAUGCCACUUCCUACAAGGAGGCCUGCUACAGGCGCCCUGGUUGACAGAUGGAGCGGAGGGUGACUGAGUAAGGGUGCCGUACUGGCAGAUGGUUGUAUUUUUUAACCUGUUUUGAAGACGGCACACUCUGAUGCUGCUUGUAGUGUCUUACACUUUCCUCAUUUUAUAGCGUAGUCCUUCACAUUUCCAGCACAGUCCAUGAGCUUCAAUUUAUAACCUUUGUACAAACUUCUGAUUAUUUUGUAUCUGUUCUUGCAUGUGUCUAUAUCACGUGAGCAAUUCAAGGGAAGUCAAACAGCACUUAGCCACUUUAUUCCAACAUUCCAUGACAACUUGAAAUUGUAACAUUUCAUUAUUUCCAAAUGCCCGUAAGAAAGGGGAAUAUUGAAGCUGAAAAUAUGCUGGGAAUAUUUUGUGUAUAAUAAAAAAAAAUUCAGUGAAAAUACACUUUGGGCUAGUUUGGCUGCAGAACUCAAGAUGAGUAAGCCAUAAGUCACUUAAUAUUCCUCUGAGGUUUUAAUGUUUAAUCAUUGCAGUAGGCUGUGUUUUUAACAGUAACAAUCUGACAUGUUGUUGUUGGUCUUUUUAUUCUUUGCUCUUUAAAAUUGACUGCGGUACUUUAAAAGUGACAGGUGUUUUUCCUCCCCCCUUACAUUAAUUUACAGCCACACUGUUUAAAUAGUGUGGUGCUAAAAUAGAUGGUUACGUUCCUCUUUUUGUUUUUCUUUUGUUUUUUCUACUGAAUCUAAUAAAGGUUAUUGUGAACAGAUGUACAUUACUGUAAAACACAAGGAGUAAAAAUAAAUGUUCUCAUGUUUUAAUGUUUUGUUCUAUUAGUGUUUUUUUUUAAG
Archocentrus centrarchus (flier cichlid) is the source of this 2555-nucleotide messenger RNA. RefSeq names its product 2-phosphoxylose phosphatase 1 (gene pxylp1). The record is from RefSeq and is a predicted model, not a curated record. Lineage: Eukaryota; Metazoa; Chordata; Actinopteri; Cichliformes; Cichlidae. The transcript has 6 exons. The coding region runs from base 183 to 1748 and encodes 521 amino acids. Gene Ontology annotation, molecular function: phosphatase activity. Gene Ontology annotation, biological process: dephosphorylation; chondroitin sulfate proteoglycan biosynthetic process; glycosaminoglycan biosynthetic process. Gene Ontology annotation, cellular component: Golgi apparatus.